This is a messenger RNA of Pisolithus orientalis, 1392 nucleotides long. RefSeq lists its product as uncharacterized. The transcript is spliced from 9 exons. Bases 1 to 1323 code for a protein of 440 amino acids. The record is from RefSeq and is a predicted model, not a curated record. NCBI's taxonomy places the organism in Eukaryota, Fungi, Basidiomycota, Agaricomycetes, Boletales, Pisolithaceae.
AUGAAGGCACUCUCAAAUUCGAAGACUGCUGUAGGAUGCUCUAUCAAGAUCACGAACAUGAGAUUGCCUCCAAAUGAGGAUGAGGACAAGGAUGACACCAAUUAUCAUGAGCUCGCUGCCGCCACCGCCACCGACAGUCCCAUUGCAAGUCACCAGCCACCAAAGACAUGUCCUGGAAUGGACUGCAAAGAUGCAAUCCCUGACAAUAUCUCUGACCAGCUCAAGACUGCCUUGUCCACCUAUCUCGAAGCCCUCAAGGUCACAGAGGCAAAAGGUUGGCCAGCCACGAAAAUCGAGUUCAAAGAUAUCCCCUCUCGCAUUCUGGAAAUGUAUGACGAACUCGAGAAACUUUUGUUCGAUGUGGAAGCACGCGAGAACCUCUGGCUCUGGACCUUUUUCGAAGCUGACCUCGAACUGUUCCGACACUUAACAGAAGUGAUUUGGACAUUUAUUUUUAUUGAUUUUACUUUUUACAGUGUCUACAGGACUGCGGACAUCGGGUUGUGGUACUCCCUCAUCCAUAACAACCCUCUUAUGUUGGAUUGUCAAGUCAUCAGGGUCAGCUGGUACAAGAAAAGGAAAGAGGUAGAGCAUGAGUUCUUGCGAUUUGACAUCUCUUCCCCCGAAAAUCAGCACACAUCCAUUGUCAUUGCCGAGAGGAGUGGUGGUGGUGUUCGCAGUACAAACUCCGGUACUUCUGCUCACAUUCACACCACACAAGUUUCUGAUACCAUUGCUCAAACAGACACAGCGGUAGACACCACGGUGUCGCCACUCACUCCCCUGGAGACUUCUGCACUCUCACCUGAUGCCAGCAAUUCCACUGGAAGUAGUGCCAACGAAAACAGUCCUCUUUCCAAGCAGGACGCCUAUGAUCGCGUUUAUUUUGCAUGCAUAUUAGUGCAGCAGGCAUUUGGCGCAAAGCCUACUGCAAACGAGCUAGCAACCUUGCUUUAUGUAACCUUGGCACAGGAGCCCAAGUACAACCUUCAGGACACACAAUGCUACUGGUUUGCCACAACUGUGUUUGACACUCUCAAGAUGCUAUACAAGGGUGCCAAGCCAGAUCCCACGCCCCAUCUGGGGGGUACAAUCUGUGGGGUACCAGUCGAUGUCAAGGCAAGUGGGGAAGAGGUGUGCGCCAAGCUUAAACAAGAGCAAAAGGAACAGAGGCAGCAAGAAUGUGAACAACACCAGGCCAUGGAGGAAGCCACAAAAAGGGCAGAGGAGGAAAGGCAUGCAGCUGAGGAAAGAGCACAGGCAGCAGAGGAGGAAAGGCAGAAAGAAUGCCAGGCCACAGAGGAAGCCACAAAAUGGGAAUGAGCAAUGCAAUCCAGCCAAGGAAAGGGCAUGGGCAGCAGAAGAAGCAAAUGCAAAGUUUUCCAGUUCUUG